Messenger RNA from Mercenaria mercenaria, 779 nucleotides. RefSeq lists its product as uncharacterized. The transcript is spliced from 6 exons. The record is from RefSeq and is a predicted model, not a curated record. NCBI's taxonomy places the organism in Eukaryota, Metazoa, Mollusca, Bivalvia, Venerida, Veneridae. The coding region runs from base 75 to 620 and encodes 181 amino acids.
AUCUUGUAAAAGUCUUUGUACGGCCUUAGUGGAGAUUCAACAAACUUUUCUCAUUAAGAGACAAGAAAGUGCUAAUGGGAAGCAAGGUGCAUGUAAUCGUGAUCAUUUCUGUUGUCCUCCUCCUGGCUUUGAAUGGCUCAGAGGGGAGACGUAGGACACCAAAGCCUGUGGGAAAAUGCUUGAAUAAAAAAGGAGAAUUGAAAUGCAACUCAAAACAGAUAUGUAUGACCAAAAAUGAGCUGUGUGUCCCCUAUGACAUGUCCAAACAGUGCCGAUGUAAGAAGAACAAAGUCAGAGGAUGCGAGGAUUCGGUUGGUCAGUCAGUGUGUAAAUACGGUGAAGAAUGCCUCGAAAAGAAAUCUGGAAAACCCUGCUCAAAUCACAGGUCCCGGGAGUGUAAAUGUACCAAACCUAAAGAUUCAGGUACAGGAGGUGGUGCUGGAUGUUUCGUCGGCGUUGAUAAAAUAAAGAUAUUCAUACCAAUUGACGGGAAAUUCCAUCCUAUUAAAGGAAAGCCAUGUACGGAAUGCAUGUGCAGACCUAAAUUUCCCGAUAAUGAAGAUUUUUGUGUCCAGAAAUCAGGUUGCAAUGCAGGCCUUCAGUUAUUCGUUGUGGGUUAAAAUUGAUUACCCACACCUUCGUUACAAGUACGUCACAAACUACAGUUACAAACUUGAGGAAAAAAUGUUAUAUUCAUUUGUAUCUCGAUGUCUCUUCAUCUAUCUUCUUCUCACUACCUAUGUUGCCUUCAGCAAUAAACUUGAAACAACAUCUAUUAA